UCCUGGUGGCUGUAUGAAGACGUUGGAUCUUGUCAGGAGUUUAGUAUUCAUGAUUACUCAUGUAAUAAAAUAGUUAUAUUAACAGCACUGUUUAGUUUUAGACUGGCAGAACAUUGCGAAUGACGGAAUGAUAUCCUUCGCUAACUUCUUGAUGUCAUGGAUACCAGAGUGGCUCACAUUCGAAACGAGCCCCCUGGACAGCUUCCUACAAGGGAUGGUGGGUGCAUGUGGGAUUUCAGUGCUUUGCAAUCUCAUGAGAGUUCAUCUGUUCAUCAAAUCUAUGAGCGAUGGUGAUGAGACAAAAGGCAAGGAGAAAUCAAGACCUAUGGGUGGUGCCAAUGGCAGACUGAGCGGAUGGCUGCAGUUCUGGUUCCUGACAGGAAUUCUGACUCUGGUGGGUUCUAGAGUUGCCUCCUUGGUGGUUCUGGAAUUCUCCCUUAGAGCAGUCUCAGCCCGGGUUACUGCUGGACCGAGUAGUAGUACCCAGCAGUUUGUGGUUCAGUGCCAGUUUUCUUUGGGGUGCGCUCUCAGCUGCAGUCUUCACUUCCUCCACGAGGGGGCGCCACAGCGCUCACUCAGCCUUCUCCUCACAGCAGCGCUGAGCUGGCUACUGGCCACUCAGAGUUUGCGUCUCUGGAGCCAUGUGACGGCGCUGUACCCACUGCACAGCUCCCAGCGCUACUGCGGCCUGUGCAUCGGGCUCCUGACCUCAGGCCGCGCCAUCUUGUCUCUCCUGAGUCGCGCCCUCGUGAUAACCUUUGCCGUGGCCGCCGUGGCCGCCAUAUCCGUCAUCAACCGCCACUUCCUGUCUGCCACGGAGGCCCUCAGGUUCUGGACACCGCUGACUAUCUGCUACACGCUGCUGGUGGUGUACAUGCAAGAUGAGCAACAUCGCCGCCCUGGUGGCGAGGUGGUGCUGCAGACGGUGGUGGUGCGGCUGGGGGGGCUGAUGGUGCUGAUGCUGACAGUGGGGCGCUGGGUCGACGUGCUCCACAUUCUUGUGUGCUUCCUGGGAGAGGCCGGCUGUCUGAUACCCUCCCAAGACCUGCUGGAGGCCGUGUUGCAGGAUGUGGGUGAAGGGAUUCCCAGGAGGUCCCAAAAGAAGGUUACUGAGAACCACAGGAGACACCAAGAGCUAGUGCCACCAGAUGGCAACAAAAAGAACCUUUAGGUUACCCUGAUUAGGAGCAACUGUCAGAGCUGAACCUCUUAGCAGGAAAAGUGUCUGAUUUUUUUUAGCUUUUUUCAAUGGCCUGUCCAGUUAUUACUAACAGAAGGUUAGGGAAGGCAUGACAAAUUGUUUUAAGAGGAAUAAGUGGAAGGCCUUCAUUCCGUGUUAUCAUUUGAACAAAUGGAGGAGUCACAAGGCCACAU
Molecule: messenger RNA, 1374 nt
Organism: Megalops cyprinoides (Indo-Pacific tarpon)
Lineage: Eukaryota; Metazoa; Chordata; Actinopteri; Elopiformes; Megalopidae
Gene: tmem82
Product: transmembrane protein 82
Exons: 6
Coding region: 128-1171 (347 amino acids)
Source: RefSeq, a predicted model, not a curated record